AUGAAGCGCUUGAUUUUCACCGCCGCACUUGUCGCCUUGGCCACGCCCGCCAACGCCGACGAAGGCAUGUGGACCCUCAACAACUUCCCGGCCGACCGCGUCGCAAAAAAGUACGGCUUCAGCGCCGACCAGGCCUGGCUCGACGAGGUCCGUCUCUCUUCCGUGCGACUCGCCGGAGGUUGCUCCGCGAGCUUCAUCUCCAAAGAUGGCCUCGUGCUCACGAACCAUCAUUGCGCGCACCGCUGCCUCGAGCAGCUAUCGACGAAGCGAAACGAUCUCGUCGCCAAGGGCUUCUACGCCAAGCAACCCAAGGGCGAAAAAAGGUGCCCCGCGAUGGAGAUCAACCAACUCGUCUCCAUCACCGACGUCACCGCUCGCAUGAACGCCGCGACGAAGGGCCUCGAAGGCGCCGCGUUCAAAACCGCACGGAAAGCCGAGACGGCGAGGAUCGAAAAGGACUGCGCCAAAAGCGACCAGGUCCGGUGCGAUGUCGUCUCGCUCUACCACGGCGGCCGCUACGACCUCUAUGCGUACCGUCGCCACCAAGACGUCCGACUGGUCUUCGCCCCCGAACUCGACAUCGCAUUCUUUGGCGGCGACCCCGACAACUUCAACUUCCCGCGAUACGUGGUGGAUAUGGCGAUUCUACGCGUCUACGAAGACGGUAAACCCGCCGACACGCCUCAUCACUUCGGCUGGUCGGACCAGGGUUCAAAGGACGGUGAGUUGGUUUUCGUAAGUGGCCACCCCGGCUCAACAAAGCGUCUCAAGACCAUGGCGCAGCUCGAAUAUUAUCGGGACGUAUAUUUGCCGGAUCGCCUCUAUAUGCUUGCUGAGCUACGCGGCCAAUUCACGGCAUUUAGCCAACAAAGUAAAGAAAAUGAGCGCAUCGCUAAAACCGACCUAUUCCGCGUAGAAAAUGGGUACAAAGCGCUACGGGGACGACACGCAGCGCUUCUCGACAAAGAGUUCUUUGCCUCCAAGGCCAGCGCAGAACGCGAUCUCCGUAAGAAAGUUGAAGGUAAUAGAUCGGUGGGUGAACUCAGCGACGCCUGGCCCAACAUCGAACGCGCAAUGCGUCGGGCUAGAGACCUUCGAACCGAAUACAACGCUAAAGAAGCCCGCGGAACCUUCGGUUCGGCGCUCAUGGACGAUCGCGCGCCACCUGGUUCGACACGGCGCCGAGAUCACCAAGCCCAACAGCGCGCGUCUCCCCGAUUGCGCGAAGAGCUCGGCCCCGAUGACCCCUUCGUUCGGCAGGUGCUCGGCCGUGAGUCACCCGCAUCGCUCGCCAACAAGCUGCUGCGCACCAAACUCAAGAACGUCAAGUUUCGAAAGAAGCUGUUCAAAGGCGGCGCCGCCGCCAUCGCCGCGUCCAAGGAUCCGAUGGUCGUCUUGGCCCGCUCCAUCGACGACGCCGCGCGAAAGAUCCGCAAGACAUACGAAACCGAAGUCGAGUCGGUGCUCGAGAAGAACGAAGCCCGCGUCGCCAAAGCGCGAUUUGCUAUCCUCGGAACGAGCACCUACCCGGACGCAACGUUCACGCUGCGUCUGUCCUACGGCGCGGUCCGCGGCUUCGAACAUCGGGGCAAAGUAGUUCCGCCGUACACGAAGAUCGGUGGCGCCUUCGACCGUGCGACCGGGCGAGUUCCGUUCAAGCUCCCGGGCCGAUGGAACAAGAAGAAGAGCAAGCUAACCCUCGAUACGCCGAUGAACUUCGUAACCACGAACGACAUCAUCGGCGGCAACUCCGGUUCCCCGAUCAUCAACAAAGACCGUCAGAUCGUCGGGCUCAUCUUCGACGGAAACAUCUACUCCCUGGGCGGCAACUACGGCUUCGACGAGCGCGUGAAUCGAUCCGUGGCGGUUGAUAGUCGUGCGAUUCGUGAAGUCCUGACGAAGCUCUACGGCGCCGAACGACUGCUUCCCGCCGCCGCCACGCGCUAA
Molecule: messenger RNA, 1947 nt
Organism: Nerophis lumbriciformis (worm pipefish)
Lineage: Eukaryota; Metazoa; Chordata; Actinopteri; Syngnathiformes; Syngnathidae
Source: RefSeq, a predicted model, not a curated record